Parathielavia appendiculata is the source of this 880-nucleotide messenger RNA. RefSeq lists its product as uncharacterized. The transcript has 2 exons. Bases 257 to 811 code for a protein of 184 amino acids. The record is from RefSeq and is a predicted model, not a curated record. Lineage: Eukaryota; Fungi; Ascomycota; Sordariomycetes; Sordariales; Chaetomiaceae.
CGACUUAAAUACGGCGUCUAUCCCUUUUCUAAACCAUAAUUUUUAUAGGCUCUUUUAAACCAUAAUAUCAUAGGAGGGACUACAAGGGAACUAGAAGAGAACAAGAGGUAGAAAGCCGGAAAAAAUAACAAGAUAACACGACGUAUACGGCCUCAGUCUUAGCUAUUACCAUGAAUCUAGAACACAAGAGACGACGAGAGACAGCGCUCAAAUCCAGGGAUUGAGGUUUGGACCCAGACGGCUUGCCAGGGGCAUCAUGAAAAGACGAGCCCCUGACAUUGUGUGUUGGCGACAAUAUAUUCACCGGCGGCACCUCUGGACGCUGAGCAUAGCAUUCCUGCUUGGAAGCUCACAAAUCGAGAUGGACGUCCGUGGCUACGGUCUGCCAAUCCAUUCUGACGACUCCGCAUACCCCGGAGUUCACUCCAACCAAAGGGAUCAAUACAGUGGCAAACGGGUCAAUUCUCUCUGCGACCUCAGCUUGUCCGACGGCGAAUAUCCCAGAGACAUGCCUCCUUGGACCCCCUUUCCUAAGAAGAGCCGCCAACCAGAAACAAAGUAUCAUGAUUUCAGGAAGCCCCUGGAAACCUUGUCGAGAAACCAGAACCCCGGCAUCGACAUUGCUCUGCGCAACAUGAAUUACGAGGUCGGCGCCUCGCUCAAGACGUUUCGAGCACUUGUGCAAUGUUUUGAGGCCGAGAUCGAGCCUCUCCGCGACUGGGCGGAGGAGAGGACACUAAACACGAUUUGGAGGAACAGGUCAAGGACAAGUGCCGCCAUCAACGAGACAAGGAGAGGUUUGAGGGCGUGACAGGGCGAAUCGGAGAUUGCAGAGUGGCCCUCAAGGGCGCCGUAAAGAAUGCCAAGAUCUGGAAAGAGC